Messenger RNA from Anopheles stephensi (Asian malaria mosquito), 1634 nucleotides. It is a transcript of the gene Zpr1, whose product is annotated as zinc finger protein ZPR1. NCBI's taxonomy places the organism in Eukaryota, Metazoa, Arthropoda, Insecta, Diptera, Culicidae. The transcript is spliced from 2 exons. Gene Ontology annotation, cellular component: nucleus; cytoplasm. Bases 131 to 1561 code for a protein of 476 amino acids. Gene Ontology annotation, molecular function: zinc ion binding. The record is from RefSeq and is a predicted model, not a curated record.
UGUCAGCAUGCAGCAUUUGUUUGUAUUUUUCUGCUUCCAAAGUAAUUGUUCGCAUCGAAACGAAUCGAUUUUUCGAGAAAGUAGAGAUCCCGGUUGAUUUUUUCCAAAAGAAACUAGCACAAAACCCACCAUGGAAACGAUAGCAGAGCCUAGCGGCAUGUUCCCGAAGCUAAACGUCGAGGAAGAACCAGAACUAAGCGCCACCGAAGUUGAGUCCAUGUGCAUGAACUGCCAGGAGAAUGGCAUCACACGCUUGCUGUUGACGCAAAUCCCUUUCUACAAGGAAGUGGUGAUUAUGUCGUUUUCCUGCGACCACUGUGGCUUCGAUAACAAUGAAAUACAGCCCGGCGGUGAGAUCGCACCGAAGGGUGUCGAGAUACGUACCGAGAUUGUGACCGCUCGUGAUCUGAACCGGCGCGUGGUAAAGUCCGACUAUUCCAGCAUACGGAUAGAGGAGCUUGAUUUCGAGAUUCCGGCCCAAUCGCAGAAGGGCGAAGUCACCACAGUGGAAGGCAUUAUCGAUCGUGUGAUACGGGGCUUGGAACAGGAUCAGCCCGUCCGUCGCAUACAGCACCCGGAAGCGGCGGAGCAGAUCGAAACGUUUAUUGCCAGUCUGCAGACGCUGAAAGAAUUGGAACGGCCAUUCACACUGACGAUAAAGGACAUUUCGGGCAACAGCUUUGUGGAAAAUCCGAACGCGCCGCACAAAGACCCAGCUACCACGAUAUCGCACUUCCAACGUACGAAAGAUCAGAACCAUAUGCUGGGCAUUUUCACGCACGAAGAAGUCGGUUCGGACGAACGGAAGAAUGUGGUUGAGGAAUCGGUGCAGCUCGAAACCGUUCCGGAGGAGGUGGACAGUUUGUUGAAACCGAUCCGCGACGGAACUUGGCCGCUGGAGGAGCUGCAGGGUGAGGUGCUGCAGUUCCAGACCAACUGCCCAGAAUGUGCCGCGCCCUGUGACACAAACAUGAAGGUUACCACGGUGCCACAUUUCAAGGAGGUAGUGAUAAUGGCCACUGUUUGUGACAACUGUGGUUUGCGCACGAACGAGGUGAAGCCGGGCGGUGGCAUCGAGGAGCAGGGAGUGAAAAUCGAAGUCAGCGUACGGGGUAGGAUCGACUUUGCCCGUGACGUACUGAAAUCGGAAUCCUGCAGUCUGCACAUCCGCGAGCUUGAUUGUGAGGUCGGGGCCGGUGCACUCGGGGGCCGGUUUACCACGAUCGAAGGGUUGCUGACGGCGAUGCGCGAACAGUUGGUGGAAAGUACGGGCAUGUUCAUGGAUUCGAACGAUGCGGAAACGAAGGAACGGAUGGACAAAUUCUUCGGCCAGCUGGAUGCUGCCAUUGCUGGCCAAAAGCCGCUGACGGUCGUGAUGGAUGAUCCGACGGGCAACAGCUAUGUGCAGUCGCUGAACGAUGACGGUACACCCGAUACGGCCCUGCGGAUAAUUCGCUAUCAUCGAUCGUACGAGCAGAACGAGGAAUUGGGGUUGAACGAUAUGAAGACGGAAAAUUAUGGAGAAGAGACGAGCAAUGAGGAGGGAAAAGAAGAUUGUUAACCAUAUAUGAACCGUUUAUUUUCAGAAUAAACAACGCGUAAAUGCGGCAUUCAACUGUGCUGCAGGAGGGAGG